This is a messenger RNA of Catharus ustulatus (Swainson's thrush), 2777 nucleotides long. It is a transcript of the gene FAM76A, whose product is annotated as family with sequence similarity 76 member A. NCBI's taxonomy places the organism in Eukaryota, Metazoa, Chordata, Aves, Passeriformes, Turdidae. The coding region runs from base 42 to 965 and encodes 307 amino acids. The transcript has 9 exons. The record is from RefSeq and is a predicted model, not a curated record.
CGGCGGGGCGGGCGGGCCGCGCCUGUCAGCGGGGCGGCGGGAUGGCGGCGCUGUACGCCUGCACCAAGUGCCACCAGCGCUUCCCCUUCGAGGCGCUCAGCCAGGGCCAGCAGCUCUGCAAGGAGUGCCGGAUUGCUCAUCCCAUUGUUAAAUGCACUUACUGCAGGACUGAAUUCCAGCAGGAAAGCAAAACCAACACGAUAUGCAAGAAGUGUGCUCAGAACGUGAAGCUCUAUGGCACACCAAAACCCUGCCAGUACUGCAACAUCAUAGCAGCGUUUAUUGGAAACAAAUGCCAGCGCUGCACCAACUCAGAGAAGAAGUAUGGCCCUCCUCACUCGUGUGAGCAGUGCAAGCAGCAGUGUGCGUUCGACCGCAAGGAUGACAGGAAGAAGGUGGAUGGGAAGCUGCUGUGCUGGUUGUGCACGCUGUCCUACAAGCGAGUCCUGCAGAAGACCAAAGAGCAGUGCAAACACCUGAGCAGCUCUUCCCGGGCCAGCCUGCAGGAGAAGGAGCAGUUCAGUCGGCUCAGCACUGGCAGCCACUAUAACAGCCAGAAAACCUUAUCCACGUCUUCCAUUCAGAACGAAAUCCCAAAGAAGAAAGCCAAGUUUGAUGCCAUAUCUGCCAAUGGUGACAGUUUUUCUCCAGACCUCGCCCUGGACUCCCCUGGCACUGAUCACUUUGUCAUCAUUGCCCAGCUGAAGGAGGAAGUGGCUACUUUAAAAAAGAUGCUUCACCAGAAGGAUCAGAUGAUUUUGGAGAAGGAGAAGAAGAUCACAGAGCUGAAAGCUGACCUGCAGUAUCAAGAGUCACAGAUGAGGGCAAAGAUGAACCAGAUGGAGAAGACACACAAGGAGGUCAUGGAGCAGUUACAGGCCAAGAACAGAGAACUCCUGAAGCAAGCAGCUGCCUUGUCAAAAGGCAAAAAGCCUGAGAAGUCAGGAGCAAUAACCUCCCCUUAAAGCCUCCCCCCAGCCUGGGAGCUUUGGCCAGCAUUAGCCGAGGAGCCUGGGAGCCCUGCUGGAUCGCUGGGAGCCCAAAGCUCUGUGUUGUCACUGUCCCACUGCUGGGGACUCCCUGGGAUUCCUGGUGCGUGUUACCUUCCGACAGCAUGCCUGAGUGUGGCCGGUGUGAUCCGUGGGGACAGGUCCCCAAAUCCCCCCUGAAGUACUGUUUUCUGGAAGAAACCUUUUCCUAACCAGUUGCUACCACUGCCAGCCCUUUCCAUGAGCAAAUAGGAACCUGCUGCAUUAGUGGCUCCUUGCUGGUUCGCAGCCUGCUGCUGUGAGGGAAUUGCCAUGGCCAGUUGUUCUGCAGAUCAGUGGGAGCUGCAUGUGGUGGGAGCUGGAUCUUUUUUCCUUGAACUGUUCCUUCUUCAAAAAAGAGCUGAGAACUCACCAGCCCAACAGAUGUUCCUGGAAGGUUGUGCCACUGCUGAAAACAGUCGAUCCAGCUUUUUGAAGAUGCUUCCAAAAUGGGGGCCAUGUAUUUAUCUUGGAAGAUUUUUGUGUUUUGUUUUGUUUUUUUCUUCUUUUCUCUGUCAACUUGGCAAACCAAACUGCCUGGUUUUGUGUUUCCUUGUUUUUCUGAUCAGAGCUUUUGGGUUGGGAGCCAAAGUGGAAUGAUACAGCCCCCAACCCACCCAGAAUUCCCCCUCCCAGUGCCCUGGUUACACGGUGACCUCUGGGAUUCUGAUGAUUUCUGCAGCUUGGUGCGAUCAAGUGUCUCUUCCUCCAUUUCUUUACACAGAGAGAGUUCAAGGCUCGGAUAUUCCCUCUCUUCCCCCUUUCCCUGCCCCUUCCAGAUGCAGGGGCCAGGCUGGCUCCAGGAAAGCACUUACUCAGGCAGCGACCCGAGCCAGGGAGUGUUUUUGGGGCACUCCAGGGAGUGUUUUUGGGGCACUCCAGGGAUUUUUCUCACUGCUGAUUCCAAACCAGCAGGAUCAAAGGGCUAUGAGAGUUCCCUGUACCAGGGAUGUGCUGCCCCGAAACAGCCACUGACCCUUACAGCCAGACCAGCCGGGGUGGGUCCCCCCAGGCACCUCUUUUGGGGUGAUGGUGGUGGACAAAAAGCACUUGGAGGGGGAGCACCACUCAGCUGCAGGCUGGCAGGAGCUCCUCAACAUCCCGAACUCCAGACAGGGAGUGGAGAAACAUCUCAGGGCUUGGAGACCCCCGAGCAGGGGCUGAAGGUAGGUAAGAGAACUCAUGCUUUUGCUGCAGGGCGGCUGCUCCAUCAGGGCUUUGAUGAAGCUUUUAACUAGAGCUUGUGAUUACUUUUUUUCAUCCUUUUGUUUCUUAUUUGUUACUAAAGUUGAUUUUACUCAAAGGCACUUUCUUGGGAUGAUGUUGGCUUCUGGCAUGGAAGGAGCACGUUUCAUUGAACACUGCCAUGUGUUUGUUUUUGGUUUUUCUAAGAGAAUUUUGAUGUGAAAACAAGCAAAACCAGAAAUUGUUACACUUUGCCUGAGUGUGACAGCUGGAAAAACUCACCCAAUUUUAUACUUUUAGAAAAUGAAGUGCAUUGGUGGGAGUUUUUUAACUGUGGGCUUUGCUUUUUUUUCCUUCCCUCAACAUGCAGAAAUAAAAAGAGGGAGAAAGGCCCUGUAAAUACUGUUCAGUUGGGUUUUUAAUCGUGAUAAAUUGCUCCUGCCGUCGCGUAGCUGAUUUGUAGCACCAACAUCGUUUCUUUGUAUGUUUGUAAUAAUGAGAUUUUCAAGGGACGCUUUGAUUUGUACAAAUGACACCUGUAAAAGUGGUUUAAAAAAAUCCUCA